Cylindrotheca closterium is the source of this 1326-nucleotide messenger RNA. NCBI's taxonomy places the organism in Eukaryota, Bacillariophyta, Bacillariophyceae, Bacillariales, Bacillariaceae. The record is from the annotation of a GenBank genome assembly.
AUGGAUCCAGGGCCGAAAAGCAGAAUAUGCAAGGAAGAGCAAGAAGAACUGAUUUCUGCUGUUUCGGACAAUACCGAUGAAUCAUCAUCACCUUCUGCUUUUGAGUGUUCGCAUUCACCACGAUCCAAAGAAGGUAUCAUCGUUGGCAAGUCGGUGGAUAUUACGACUCUCACUUCUGAACCUCCAGCAAAUGGAAAACAGUACGAGAAAUAUGCUUGGAAGGACCUCCCUCCUAAGGUUCAGGAAGCGGCAACCUGUCUUGGAUACACGGAACAAUUGUGGAAUGAGAAUCAGCAGGACCCAGAAAAGGACAAAUAUUGGGAAGAGCUGAAUGUUCACGAAAAGGAAGCAGCCAAAAUAUUAGGGUACGACGAAGUUCAUUGGGACUUUGGGGACAAACAAGUCGAACCUGCCGAUUAUGAUGACAUGUAUUGGAAUCAGCUUCCAAAGCAUAUUCGCAAGGCCUAUCGAGUGCUUGGCUACCGAAAAACGGGAUGGAAUGAGGACGAAUCGCCCGCUUCUUUUGACAAGGACUGGUUCGAGUUGACAGAAGCCGAACAAAAGGCAGCCACGAUAGUAGGAUACACAGCAGAGACUUGGGAUGACGAUCCAGACGAUAUGCAAGAGGAAGGCAUAAAAGAAGGAGCCAUCUAUUUCGUAAAGGGAUCAUGCUACGUUCUCCUAGAUUGCCUUUCCAUGUCGUCUUUCUUUGGUAUCAUCAACGCGUUGUUUUCUCUUGGAAGAGAGUACUUGGACGACAACGCCCUAGGGGUUCUCAAGAUCCUUACGGGACUUGCAAUCAUGCAAUUGAGUGGCCAAAUGCACAAGUGGCUCGAGGAUGAGGAGGAGGAGGCAGCCACCAGGCAACGUGGACAAAAUAGUACAGCACAGCCUACCCUGUUUCGGUCCUUCUUGAAUUUGUUCUCGUGGUGGAGUAUCUUUGCGGGAGUGGAUCACUUUCUGGAUGCCUUUGAGAACGAUGUGCUCUACUUUUAUUCCGAUUCCUCAUGGUAUCUGAAACUAUGCGAAGAACCCGACAAUGCAACACAAUGUGUAUUGAAUGCAACGUCUGGAAACAACAUGACGACAGAGUUGCUAUUGAAUGCAACGGCGGGAAACAUAACGAUGCACUCUCCGUUGGUGGCUCGUCUUUUGAACUACACUGACAGGAUUGAAGAGUUUAUGAUUGAUUGUGCCUGUGAAAUCUUGGAUGACGAUCAGGAGCGGCUAGGACCGGUAUACCUUUGGACUGUUUUCAUUGGUUCAGCAGUGACAUUGUGGUACGCCUUUGAUGACAACUUUUUGACUGGUUGUGACCCCGACUAG